UUCACUGACACACAAAUACAGACAAAGACCCAAAGAGAAAGUAUGGACUGUGUCAAGUUCAGCGGGGAUGUGAUGCAUAUUAAGGAGCACGGCUCCAGACACUUGUCCCAGGAAGGAGCUGAAGUAGGAGUGAAGGAGCUGAUCCAGCGGUCUCAGGAGGCCAAGAAGCAAGCCUACUGUCCGUACAGCAAGUUCAGAGUGGGAGCCGCGCUGCUGACCCUCGACAACUCCGUGUUUACAGGUUGCAAUGUGGAGAAUGCCUGUUACAACCUAGGCGUGUGUGCUGAAAGAAACGCCAUCUCAAAGGCAGUGUCCGAGGGCUACAGAAGCUUCAAAGCCAUUGCAAUCGCAAGCGACCUGAAUGACCAGUUCAUCUCCCCGUGUGGCGGCUGCAGGCAGUUCAUGAGAGAGUUUGGGCCAAACUGGACCGUGUACCUGUCCAAACCUGACGGCUCGUACGUGACCAUGACCGUGAAUGAACUGCUGCCCGCCUCCUUCGGCCCUGAAGACCUGUCCAUGAAGAAAGUAUUUGACAUUCCCAAUGAGUACUGAGUCUGGCUUUGGUGUUUGGUCUUUGAGCCCUAUGACAUAGUCCGUGUUCAAUGCUGUUUAAUGUGUAUCAAGCAUGACUUUAUUUAUGUAAAUUUUGUUUUUGUAUAAUCUGCCCAUUGUCACAGUGUCAUAUAAUCUUAAUUUGUUUUAAUAAAUGAGUCAUUGAAAAUC
Labrus bergylta (ballan wrasse) is the source of this 723-nucleotide messenger RNA. RefSeq names its product cytidine deaminase b (gene cdab). Gene Ontology annotation, molecular function: zinc ion binding; cytidine deaminase activity. The record is from RefSeq and is a predicted model, not a curated record. NCBI's taxonomy places the organism in Eukaryota, Metazoa, Chordata, Actinopteri, Labriformes, Labridae. Gene Ontology annotation, cellular component: cytosol.